AUGACCGACGCGAGGCUGAGGAACUACUCUGUCGCUAAACCUUCCGAAUCUGUAGCUCUCAAUCUGCAAACCCGAAAAGAGCUCAGACAUUUGCUUGUGAUACUCGUUAUCGCGCUCAAGGAAGCUCUACAAGGUGUCUUUCCUGGCUUCAACAUGGUAGCGCAGCAUAUAGUGCUGCGUCUGGCUAGGCAGACUGCCAGGAGACAAUUGCUGCGCCCGGCUCUGGUUCAGCGGCGCAACUAUGCGGAACGCAGUGAUUCGAUCCUGAGCUCCGACCCUUCUUUCAAAAGUAGUCAGUCAACAGCAGGCGUUCCUCUAGGCCCGGGAGGACCAGGCGCGUCGGCUCCCGCUCCAGCAACUCCCGCGACCCCCUCGUCAACGACGCCCAUUCCGCCAGCACAGAAGGUGCCUUCAGCACAAGCCGAUGUCGCGAAAGUCCAGACCAGUCCGCCAACCACCACUGGAUCGACAAGUGCAGCCGCCCCCCCUCCGCCACCACCCCCGACACCCCCAACUCCCGCCCCUAAGAAGCGCUUCCGCCCAUUCAGAUUCCUCCUGUGGCUGAUCGUGCUCUCUGCUCUGGGUUACAGUGGAGCGGUCUUUUAUGCCCUUAGAUCUGAUAAUUUCCACGACUUCUUCACCGAGUACGUGCCCUUUGGCGAGGAUGUCGUUCUAUGGUUUGAGGAGAGGUCAUUCCAAAAGCGCUUCCCCAACGCACGAUUGAACAAUUAUAAGUCUGGACGUUCAACUCCAGAAAAUGACGAGAAGAUCAAAAUCCCGUGGAAGUCUGGCCUUUCGUGGAAAGCGGUGGAUGAGAAGGAUGGCAAGGACUCUUCCGACGUCAGCCAGAAAGGCCGACAUAUGAGCGCCGUCGUUGCUAAAGACCCGAAUCCCGCUGCCCCAGCUGGAGGUCCGCCGAAAGAUGUUGCCAAAGCUACCCAGGCUGCCAAAGACAAGUCUCCAUCCAGGAAGACCGAGAGCUUGAACGCGCCCAAGCCCGAUUCCCAGCCGGUAUCGCAGCCGGAGACAAAGCCUGAAGCACCAACAACCCCCAAGCCUGCCGAGAAAGGGACGGAGGCCACUCAUCCUAGCCCCGCAACUCCUUCACCCAAGUCAGAUCCUCGCCCACCGGUCAACGCGCCUGUCUCACAGAUCUCUCCGCUGCAAGUGCCCAAUGCCGAGGAACCUGUGGUGCAGGAGCUAGUCAAGAUCUUGAACGAUUUGAUCACUGUUGUAAACGCCGAUCAGGGGGACGCCGCCAACAAGCUCUCAUCUCCAAUGACCAAAGCAAAGGACUCGCUCGCAGCCGUUGCCAGUAAGAUUAGUACUCUGCGCGACGCGGAGCGCACCGCUGCGGAAGAGCGUGUGGCCCAAAUGCAUAAGGAGUUCGAUGAAGGUGCCAAGCAACUUCUUCAGCGUAUAGAAACGGCUCAGCGUGAGGAUGAAGCUCGCUUUCGUGACGAUUUCGAGAGUGAGCGCGCGAAAUUGGCCCAGGCGUACGAUGAGCGACUGAAGAAUGAAGUCGAGCGCAGUAAUGCCGUUGCUGAGCAGCGCCUCAAGAACCAACUUGCCGAGCAAGCCAUUGAGCUGAAGCGUGGAUUUGUCUCUGAGAUCCAGUCUCUCGUGGAGCAGGAACGCGGCGGUCGUCUGUCCAAGCUCACCGACCUGUCCACCAACGUUGAUGACCUGACCCAGCUCACCUCAAACUGGAACGGCAUCAUCGACUCCAAUCUUGCAACGCAGAAACUGCAAGUAGCAGUCGACAGUGUUCGCACUGCGCUCGCCGCCUCGACUUACAACGAGACAAAGCCCCAGCCAUUCGUCCGUGAGAUGGCCGCUCUCAAGCUUGUCGCUGACGGAGACCCGAUCGUGGAUGCUGCUAUCGCCUCGAUCAACCCCUCUGCUUAUCAAAAGGGUAUCCCUUCGCAGCCUCAGUUGGUCGAUCGUUUCCGCCGCGUUGCAUCUGAGGUCCGCAAAGCCUCCCUGCUGCCUGAGGAUGCGGGCAUCGCGUCCCAUGCCGCGAGCUUCGUGCUCUCGAACGUAAUGUUCAAGAAGCACGGACAACCACAGGGCGUUGACGUGGAAAGCAUUCUCACGCGCACAGAGACUAUGUUGGAAGAAGGCAAUAUCGACGGUGCAGCUCGUGAGCUCAAUGGCUUGAAGGGGUGGGGUAAGAUUCUCAGCCAGGAUCUUCUGGGCGACAUGCGAAAGGUGCUUGAGGUGCGACAGGCGCUAGAUGUUAUUGAGGCAGAAGCGCGGCUACAGUGCUUGCGUGUCGAGUAA
Messenger RNA from Cyphellophora europaea CBS 101466, 2283 nucleotides. RefSeq lists its product as uncharacterized. The record is from RefSeq and is a predicted model, not a curated record. Gene Ontology annotation, biological process: cristae formation. NCBI's taxonomy places the organism in Eukaryota, Fungi, Ascomycota, Eurotiomycetes, Chaetothyriales, Cyphellophoraceae. The transcript has 2 exons. Gene Ontology annotation, cellular component: MICOS complex. Bases 1 to 2283 code for a protein of 760 amino acids.